GGGUCCCCCCGCCCCGCCUUUGCCCUCGCAACCCCGCCACCCCGGGAGCGAGUCAUGGUGGCUGCACUGGUGGCGGCGUGGCUGCUCCUGGCGGCCGCGGCCUGCGCGCAGCGGGAGCAGGACUUCUACGACUUCAAGGUGGUCAACAUCCGGGGCAAGUUGGUGUCGCUGGAGAAGUACCGCGGGUCGGUGUCCCUGGUGGUGAACGUGGCUAGCGAGUGUGGCUUCACAGACCAGCACUACCGCGCCCUGCAGCAGCUGCAGCGGGACCUGGGGCCCCACCACUUCAAUGUGCUUGCCUUCCCCUGCAACCAGUUUGGCCAGCAGGAGCCCGACAGCAACAAGGAGAUCGAGAGCUUCGCCCGCCGCACCUACAGUGUCUCUUUCCCCAUGUUUAGCAAGAUUGCAGUCAUCGGCACUGGUGCCCACCCUGCCUUCAAGUACCUGACCCAGACUUCUGGGAAGGAGCCCACCUGGAACUUCUGGAAGUACUUAGUGGCCCCAGACGGGAAAGUGGUAGGGGCUUGGGACCCAACCGUGUCGGUGGAGGAGAUCAGGCCUCACAUCACAGAACUCGUGAGGAAGCUCAUCCUGAAGAAGCGAGAAGACCUGUAACCACUUUCCCUCCUCUCCCACUGUCGCCUUCGCCCCCCCAUCUUGCAUGGGUGACCAAAGCAAACUCAAAUGGUGCUUCAGAGGGAGAGCCCAUUGACUCCUCCCUCCAUUCUUAUUCCUCCUAGUCCAUCACUCCUGCAGGGGAAUAAUUCUAGUAUUUUGAUGAUUUGAAUCUUAGAGCAACCACUAGGAACUCCUGGCCAAUGAGAGCUCUUGACCAGUGAAUCACCAGCCAUUAAGAACCUCUAGCCCAUGAAAACAUGUGGCAAAUAGAAGUAUAUCAAGCAAUAAUCUCCUACCUAUUAAGAACUCUGUAAAAUGGGGCCAAUUCCUACCUCACAGGGCUGUUGUGAGGAUUAGGAUGAAAGACCUAUGAAUGUGCCCGGGGCAGUGCCAGCUCAAUAGGAGGCAUUCAAUAAAUAUUUUUUGCAUAUAAACCAAAAAAUAACUUGUGAUCAAUAAAAACUUGCACCCACAUGAACUUCCAGCCAUUGACAAUCCAGGCUAGACAUUUAUAUGUUGUUGUUGUUGUUUUCCUGUGUAUUCUUUUUUUAAUUACAAAAGUAAUUCAAAUUCAUUAUAAGAUAAUACAGGGUGAUGUAAAAU
Messenger RNA from Ceratotherium simum simum (southern white rhinoceros), 1221 nucleotides. It is a transcript of the gene GPX7, whose product is annotated as glutathione peroxidase 7. NCBI's taxonomy places the organism in Eukaryota, Metazoa, Chordata, Mammalia, Perissodactyla, Rhinocerotidae. The record is from RefSeq and is a predicted model, not a curated record. Gene Ontology annotation, molecular function: glutathione peroxidase activity. Gene Ontology annotation, biological process: response to oxidative stress.